AUGUCCGCACACACGCAGCCCAAACAGAUCCUGAAAAAGGGAAUCUCUUACAAGGAAUACAGUCUAUUGGAAGAAUGGGCACCUCAAACGCUAUCAGAGUAUCACUGUUCCGAAGGAUUACCUUCUGCCGCACAGGCACAGCUCGAGGGUGCAUUCACCGAAGUACAAAAUCCUAUCCCUAGACGGUCCAAGAAUCGAUCCUCUUCGCUGUAUGAGGAAUGGAAGGCCCAGGCUUCGCGUAGCGCAACGACUAGUGUGUCAAUCCCCGUCCCUGCGAAGGCAGGAGGGAGCCAGGAUACUGGUACCGAGAAUGUUGACCCCGCUGAUGGUGGUGUUUUGGGUGAUUCUGGAGCGUUGUGUACUCAGACCGGCGAGAUCACGGAGCGUGUGCAGGUUGGACUGCCUGUUCAAGCCCAUGUUCCAGAGAAUGCUCAGACAAAUGUCGCUACGAAUCGAAGUGCCUCCAAGCCCAAUGACCACCGUCCGGCCACGAUCUCAUGCAAUAAAAAACAGGCAAAGACCACUGAGGCUAAAAACCUGGCUGACGUUCGGGCGGCAUCCCGCUCAGAAAUAGGAGGAUAUACUGCUCCGAACGGUUCUCAUCUCCCGAAAGACGAGCUGCUUAAACUCUCCGACGGCGUGAAGACUUCAAACAGUGAUAAGGUGUAUUUCCGGCCAAGUUUCCUGGAAGAUCCCUGGAAGGGUCUGAAGGCUAUCAAAAUGGAGUGUACAUCACGAUACUGGUCUACGCAAGGUUCCCUGCAGCUCUAA
This is a messenger RNA of Aspergillus tanneri, 771 nucleotides long. RefSeq lists its product as uncharacterized. The transcript has 3 exons. The coding region runs from base 1 to 771 and encodes 256 amino acids. The record is from RefSeq and is a predicted model, not a curated record. NCBI's taxonomy places the organism in Eukaryota, Fungi, Ascomycota, Eurotiomycetes, Eurotiales, Aspergillaceae.